UUCCUUGCGUUUAAAAGGAGGUGAAGGAUCAGAGUCAAGCAGGCAGGCCGGACUCACAGCUCUAACUGAAUUCACAAACCACAACAGUGUCAGCUCGCCAUUAAUGCUCACACAUCCACGGUCUAUCUCGGCCGUCACCGCGAGAGGCAAGGAGACACAAGACGGGAAUAUGGGCCUGUCGCCGCAAAUGUUUAAAAAAUGUGAAGAUUCUACCGAGAACUGUGCUACGAAGGAGACUCUGAUGGGCGGAAAGAGGGAGGACGUGGAGGCAAGUGACACAAAGGAGACGCUGGACGGUGGCCUCGGUAACAUCAAGUACCUUCGGCCAGUAUUAAGCAGCUUACGGGGCAGCGGGAUCAUUACUUGGCUUGAGCAAGAUAUUUUCAAACCCACUCACUCCUCACGCUGCCAUCUGCUGUUGUUGGCAGGAGCGAUUCGGUUUUUCCAUGUUCUCGUCGUCCUCAUGUCCACCGUGUAUGUAUUCUUGCAAAACGCUCCUCAUGAUGUUGGAGAGAUGACGAUGGUCGCCUCCCAAGUGGGUACCAACAUUGUAUCUGUUUCCAUGCUCCUGGUGCUCCUUUUUAGAAAUUCAGUGCUGGCUCGCCUAUGCUACAGGUUGACAACCCUCGACUCCUUCUUCCAUGCCUGGCAGCGCGAAAAACCAGUACCAGAAGCCAUCAAGAUCCGCCGCCCUGCUUUGCUAUCCAAGGAUCCCACAGUAGUUCUAAUGCUGCUUCUUUUCUUGCUCGGGAUUAGUGUCCAUUUUUCAGCAUUGUUAAAAUUGCCGUUUCCCAAGCUAAUGAUUGCGCUCCCUAUAUUCUGCGUUAUGGCCAUGGCCACAGGGACCAUAUUUCUUGUGUUGUUGCUGUACAGAGUCGUCAUUAAGCUGCUGGCCUUCGAGAUGCGGCGCUUCAUGACGGCCGCACUGACGGAGGGGACGGCCUUGUCCCUCGCCAGCAACAGAAACAGCGGCAUCUAUAACUGUCUCGGGGUUGCAAGAGGCAGCUCAUUGUCUCUUUCGACAGAUGAAUCACCGGACAUCACACACGCUGGCGCGCAAAAUGAGGAGCAAGGUCAGCCCUUACCAGCGGAGGUGGACAUCCUGGGCGAGGCUUUCCUUCACGUGGGGCAGAUCAAGGACGACUUGUUGGCUUACCUGGGCGUGCCGCUGUGCCUUACCAUGGUCACCUUUUCCACCUUCGUCAUCUGCUUCAUCUACGAGAGCCUCACAAGAGAGUUUUCGCUGGGCUCCCUGUGCUUCACAGCCUUGGGGGUCGUCUCGCCCAUGCUGACGGUCUUUGCAAUUUGUCGCUCCCCCGAGACGCUCAGGGCUCAGACCGAGCAAAGUGAUUUGAUUCUUCGCACUGCCCAGCUCCGAGUGCCCUGCUUACCGCUGCAGAUGCAGGUGGAUGAAUUAUGUAUCAACCCUUGCCCGUGGCACCUCGGCGCGCGGCUCCACACCUUGGUCAUAAUUUUUCGUUAA
This is a messenger RNA of Eriocheir sinensis (Chinese mitten crab), 1483 nucleotides long. RefSeq lists its product as uncharacterized. The transcript is spliced from 5 exons. Gene Ontology annotation, biological process: sensory perception of taste. The coding region runs from base 104 to 1483 and encodes 459 amino acids. Gene Ontology annotation, cellular component: membrane. NCBI's taxonomy places the organism in Eukaryota, Metazoa, Arthropoda, Malacostraca, Decapoda, Varunidae. The record is from RefSeq and is a predicted model, not a curated record.